This is a messenger RNA of Humulus lupulus (European hop), 1476 nucleotides long. Its product is annotated as tRNA (guanine(26)-N(2))-dimethyltransferase. Gene Ontology annotation, biological process: tRNA N2-guanine methylation. The transcript is spliced from 6 exons. The record is from RefSeq and is a predicted model, not a curated record. Gene Ontology annotation, cellular component: nucleus. Lineage: Eukaryota; Viridiplantae; Streptophyta; Magnoliopsida; Rosales; Cannabaceae. Gene Ontology annotation, molecular function: RNA binding. The coding region runs from base 28 to 1311 and encodes 427 amino acids.
CGUAGUAAUCUCAAGUUAUUUCCCGCCAUGUGGGUUUUCGCUUCUAAAACCCUAUCUUCUUCUCCAUUUCUCUACAACCCAUUUCCAAACCGCCAUAGCUCGAGCUCAAAGCUUAAGCUCAAUUCGAGCUUGAGCGUGAAGUUCGAGUAUGAGACCGAAAGGGGUCUGGAUUUCGAGACCGGAGAGUCGUUUUUCCGACACGAAAGCGCCACGGGUCGGGACCUUGGUGUGCUCGCGGCGGCGUUGUAUAAGAAAUCAAAGGCCAGACUGCGAAUACUCGACGGAUUAUGCGGUUGCGGGGUUCGGUCGCUUCGGUACCUCGUCGAAGCCGAGGCUGAUUUCGUUUUGGCCAACGACGCGAACGAUGAUUGCAGGGAUGUCAUUUGCAGGAACUUGUCACAGGUGCCCAGAGGCUCCGACGAUGAGCCCAGGUGGACGGUGACGCAUACCGAUGCGAACCGAGUCAUGAUGGAGUUUUAUCUGCAAAGGGAUUUCUUUGAUUUGAUUGAUAUUGAUUCAUUUGGGAGUGACUCUUCUUUCUUGAGGCCAGCCAUUAAUGCUUUGAGAUAUGAUGGGUUGCUUUACGUUACUUCGACUGAUGGUUACUCUUCAGGUGGUCACCGGCCUCAUCAUUCAUUAGCUGCAUAUGGAGCUUAUGUUCGGCCUCUGCCAUAUUCGAAUGAGAUUGGACUGAGAAUGCUUAUAGGUGGAGCUGUUAGGGAGGCAUCUGUAUUGGGUCAUCGUGUUGUUCCGCUUUUUUCAUAUUAUUCAUACCAUGGACCUGUUUUCAGAGUCAUGCUUCGAGUAAAUCGUGGGAAACUUUCUGAUAACUGUCAUUAUAGUUUCGUUAGCUACUGUCACCAAUGUGGAAACUCUCAAACAUUUUCAUUUGAUGAACUCAGUCAGAUUAGUUGCUCCUGCGGCAAUUCAAAGUCCAUCAUCGUCUCGGGGCCACUUUGGACAGGACCUCUUCAUGACUCCUCCUAUCUUACAGAAAUGUUAAAUUUAGCUAAGGAAUGGGGAUGGGCAGGUGGAGACACAGAAACAGCUCUCGAAAAACUUUUGAAACAAAUGGUGGAUGAAAGUGAUCCCCGAUUACCAUUUGGUUUCAUCAAGUUGGAUGAGGUUGCAAGCCGUGCAAAAGUAAACUCUCCACCCCUAAGAACCAUGAUGGACGCCAUACAAAAGGAGGGUUAUGCUGUUAGUAGAUCACACAUUAUCUCUAAUGCACUAAAGACCAAUUGUCCCAUGGCAGAAUGCAUAAGAAUUGCCAAGGAAUUACAGCCACGUGCCUAUACUGAAAUUUUGUAACUUGUUGGACAAUGCUGCCGGUGAGCGUUGUUGCCCACAAGAUGACAUUUAGGUGACGUUUGGCUGGAGUAAAUGAAAAUAGAGGAAUGAGAAUGUGAUAAUGAAUAGAAAUGGAAUUGAAUAAAAUUUAAUAUUAAUAAAAAAUUGAUAAAAAAUUAUUAUUAU